Molecule: messenger RNA, 1043 nt
Organism: Camponotus floridanus (Florida carpenter ant)
Lineage: Eukaryota; Metazoa; Arthropoda; Insecta; Hymenoptera; Formicidae
Exons: 5
Coding region: 120-932 (270 amino acids)
Source: RefSeq, a predicted model, not a curated record
UGUUUUCACAUUUCAUCGUUUCAUUCCUGAUUUAUAAUCUUGCAGAUUAUCCUCGUGAUUUCGUUAGUGAUUAUUUUUACAUUUAUUUAACUUCAUAACACAAAAACACAUUUGCAACUAUGGUUUUUGCCUUAUGCAAGAAAUACGACACGGAAAGCGCGAUUGAACAAUCGAAACACGUUCUAUCUAAUCUACAAUGCAUAUUGAAUCGCUUAUAUGGAGAACAGGCCCAAAGUGAUAGAGUUGUACAAGCUAGAAAACGUCGCUUACGGAGCAAGCCAGCGAACAGUUUCGAAUAUUUUUUAAGCAAAAGCAUAAUGUAUUUGAACAUGGCAAAUAGUUUUUAUGAAUGGAAUAAAAAAAGCCGUGAAAUGUUUGGGGCGCUAAUGCGAAAUAUGGAUAUUUAUACUAAGCUGAGAAACCAGUUAAAGGAGAAAAUAUAUAAUGUGGACCAACUUGCUGAUGGACAAGAAAUUUAUGAUAUAAAUUUCAUCAUUGUUACUGAGGAGGAUAUGAUCAUCGAAAAUGGCAUAGUUGAAAAUAUGGACGUAAGUGAAGUAAUGGAGUUUGAAGAAUUUGAAUUAGAAGAGUUUUACAAUUGGGUUAAUAAAAUAUCCGAACGCAAAGAGUUAUUGAUAGCGAUCGAAACUAUAUUUGACGAGAUCCAAGAUAUAUUCUCCAAAAGAUGUUUUUCAUUAUAUCAAGUAUUAGACAAUUAUUACCAGAAUUUGAAACAAUAUCUGUAUAAUAACAAAGACAAUUUAAAAUCAUGCAAAUUUUAUCGAGAAAUAAGUCUGUCGCAAUAUGUAUGUUGCAAAUACCAUUUUUUAAAGCGAUUGCUGAAGCGAGUUGACGAGGAAAAAGAACAUAUCGCGAAAUAUAAUGCUGCAUACGAAGGAAGAUGGAAAGAUAAUGACAAUUUUUUCAUUUAAUAAUUUAUACGAUAUUUUAUUUAAAAAAUGGAAGAAUAUAUAGAUUUAACUUUCUUUUAUUUAUUGUAAGUUAUUGUAAAAUAUAAUGUUCUUUGCAAUUCUUCUUUGAAC